ACCUGCCACUAUUUUAGUUUGAAAGACAGAGUGAGCAGUUUGGGGAAGGCCCUUGUUGCACCACCAUAAAUGCAUGAGCACCAACCUGAACUGAGGUUUUUUCCAGGUAAUCACAUAGUUAAAUGAAUGUGUGUAUCUUUAUUUCUAACUGUUUAUUUGUUCCUGCUUUCAUUGUUGGGAAAAAGCCCAGCUACUCUGUCAGUAUUAUUUGGCUUUGUUUGAGAAUUGUUGAUGUUUUAGACAAAAUAAAGAUUACCAUCAUUAACUAGCACAGAGAGACUAUCAAGGUUUUUUUAUUUAUUUCUUUCUUUUCUUGUACUAGUUAAAGAUCUUCUAGAGUUAAGAGAAUCCUUACCAAAAGAAACAGAAAGCAGGCAAAAUCACUGUAAAAAUGUCACACAGUAACCUUUCUCUCUUUGAAGGUACAGGGAAAGGGUGGUGAAGAGGGGGAAGGCCUGGAGAGAAAGAUUUAACUUCAUUACAAGAGACUGAUUAUUUUUGUGAGGUCUUUAUGCCUUGUCUCAGGUGGAACUUGCAGUAGUUUUACUGUGAACUUGAUCCAAGCGUGGAAUUUCGAGAUUUGGUGUUGGAGCUUGAAUUUGAGAUAAGUCAACUACAGAAGUUAUCUUGGCUCCACUGAAAUAGGUGGUGAAAUCUCCAAUUCAGCAAGGCAUUGGCUUCAAGGACAGUGUGGAGGAUUUUCAGCUUGGAUUUGGGGUGUUGAUAUGGACUGCACUGCUGAAGUAGUUACACAUCUGUCAAUUCAUCCUAUUCAAUUUUCAGUAGAUUUCCCAAACAUAAUAACUGGAAGGAGUAUAAAUGGCUGUUCAGCUAAUUAUUUGCUGUUGGUAGCAGAUAGUAGCUCAUCUGAGCUGUGCUUGUGGCAAAGAUUGUUUUUUAAACUAGCGUGGACUAGAGUGGCAAUGAAAAGGUAUUAAUUGGGCAUUGGUUUAUAAAUCAACUGGGAAAUGAUCUGUUCAUAAAGAAGUUAUGGGACUGCAGAGUAUUUUUUCAAAAUCUCUGAAAACUACAUGCUCACAAUGACAACUAUGAAAGUGGAGUAUUCUCGAGUAGAAACAAGGUAAAAACCAUCUGAGGGACUGACUCCACGUUCCUUGGAGUAUUGUUUUGCACAAAUAACGUGCUAACAAUCUCUACUAUAGCAUACAAUAGUUUGUAGAAAUGCUUAAGAGCAUCUAAUAUCUUCUGGGCGUGUGAAUGUUUCCUUCCUAAGGAGCUGCUGAGAUCACACCUCCUGUGCACCUUUUGGGGUGAAAUCGGGACCUUUCAAAAUGUUUUAUGAAUACUGAAAUUCCCAAGGAAUUGUGUAUGUGGUGGAGCAACUUGGAGGACAGAGCCCAAAACAGGCCAUAGCCUAGUGAUGAGGAUAAUCAGUGCUGGGGAAAAUGUCUGACUGAGCCCAGCCUUUAGCCUGGGAAAUCCCAUGGGAUAAGGAAGCAUCCUGACUUUCAGGCUGAGGUUGCUCUGGAUUUUCUCUGUGUGGUUUAAAAAAGUCUGUUUCCUGACAAAAAUCUUGUCAAGAUUUUAGUAUUGCCAAGAGUGGCUCUGGAUGCAGUAGGAAAAAGCUUGUAUUGAAUAAAUUAGAAAUUCUGUGCUGAACAUGUGUGUCUGAGGGAAAUCAGACUGUAGAAAGCCACACUGGGGGUUUACACGUGUACUUGACUGUAGCUGCAUUAGCCUUUACCAUACAUACUGUUAGUUGAACUGCACAUUUCCUUUUUUUCCUGUAACAUACUAAAAUAUCACGGUAGUUUUUGGAAGUUUGAUAAGUUACCACAUUUGGCACACUCAAAUUAGUAUUUUUUUUAAUGGCGUGCGAAAGGGAAAUGUAGGAGUUGGAUAAACAUCCUAUUGUAGGUUGUCCGUGUUUUCGUGUGUGGUGUUUAUUUGCCCUUCUGUGUGUGGAGCUGGUAUUUCACAAUUGUGUGAGGAUCCUGCCUGUGCUCUUAGGUGCUCAUCUGCCAGAUCUUAAUUAUCGUGAAGAGGCAUAAUGUUAUGCCUGGCAGUUCCUGAGAGGAAGCACUUUUUGUGUUCCUUUUCUUGUUGCUGUUUUUCUGAUUCCUGAAUAGUUUCUAUUUUUUAGAGCAGUUUUUCUUAGAAAGAUCCUACAAAAUUCUUUUGAAUAUUUAAAAUUACCAAUUUUUCUCAUACUCUGUUACAUACAGAUGUCUUUGAAAUAUUGAUGAUUAAAUUCUACAGCUAAUUUCAGGCAUUGUAAAUUCAUCUUAGGAGUACUGUUCAGAUUUAGAUUCUUGGAAUGAAAACUUAUUUUUGUAUAAUUGGAAAGUUAGUGCUUGCAUAAUGAACUGUGUUACUACUUUGUUGACUCUUUUUUAGAGCACAGUUCCUGGUAGAUUUUGCAAUAGUGUAGUAGUUGCUUUUUUUGAUUACUCUGGAAAAGAAAAUAUUCAUAAGGAGUGAUUUCACAUUGUAGGAUAUAAAUACAGCAUAGUUAGUUUAUAAGUGAGUAGUUAAGUCCUUGUGUUUUACAAAGUGCAUUUUAAAAUGAAUAUUUUUUUCCUUAGUCCUGUUGUCCUGAAGUGACAUUUUUUGGAUAAUUAUGACUUUGGAGUGAGGUUUAGUUUGGAAUGAAUUUUUCAAUAUUUACCUCUUUUCCCUUGACUACUGUGUCAUUAUUCUGCAGCAUAUAAUUUUUUUACAGUAAUGAGAGGGGGAAGUAGAAAUACCUCUUAAUAGCAAUUUUUGUAUUCCAUCCAUGUAAAAAUGAAUUCCUUGAUAACAGAGGGCUUGACAUGGAGAGCAGCUUUUAAGUUAAUUAUAAGAUACAGUCUUGGUUACUUACAAGAAUCUGAAAUUCACUUUGCAGGAUACUAGAUUGCUCAAAAGAAGUAUUGACUUGAAAUUUAAGAAUAAACUAUAUGGUAAUAAGAGUUUGAGUUGAUACUCCUUUCUUACACUUGUGUGUUGCAGAGAACGCAGAUGAGGUCUGGUUGUUCCUGUGUAGGAGCUUCCUUCACUGAAUCCGAGGCUGCCUGUUGGAUAGGAACCUGAGACAGAGCUGACAGGUUGUCAUGGAUGAUGACGAUGAUGAAUCCUGUCUCCUUGAUCUUAUUGGGGACCCACAAGCGCUGAAUUAUUUUCUACAUGGACCUAGUAGUAAAUCUAGCAAUGAAGACUUGACUAAUGCAGAAUAUUCUGUAGCCAACUCAAAUUCAAUUUUCGCCAACUCCAAUAGCACUGAUCCUAAGUCGUCUGUAAAAGGUGUAAGUGGUCAGCUUGGAGAGGGGCCUAGUGAUGGACUGCAGCUGUCCAGUAGCCUUCAGUUUCUUGAAGAUGAACUCGUGUCUUCUCCUUUACCUGAUCUUACUGAGGAUCAGCCUUUUGAUAUUCUUCAGAAGUCCUUGCAGGAGGCCAAUAUUACUGAACAGACUUUGGCAGAAGAGGCAUAUUUGGAUGCCAGUGUAGGUUCUAGCCAACAGUUUGCACAAGCUCAGCUUCAUCCUUCUUCAUCAGCAUCCUUUACUCAGGCUUCUAAUGUUUCUAAUUACUCAGGUCAGACGUUGCAACCUAUAGGAGUUACUCAAGUGGUACAGCAACCUGUUGGAGCAUCUUUUGCAAGCAAUACAGUUGGUGUGCAACAUGGCUUUAUGCAACACGUUGGAAUUAGUGUUCCCGGCCAGCAUUUGUCUAAUAGCAGCCAGAUUAGUGGUUCUGGGCAGAUACAGCUUAUUGGUUCAUUUAGUAAUCAACCUUCCAUGAUGACCAUCAAUAACCUCGAUGGAUCUCAGAUCAUACUGAAAGGCAAUGGUCAGCAAACACCUGCAAACAUGAGCAGUGGCCUCUUGGUUCAUAGACAAACUCCAAAUGGGAACUCGCUGUUUAGUAACUCAAGUUCAAGUCCAGUAGCACAACCUGUAACUGUUCCAUUUAACAGCACAAAUUUUCAGACUUCGUUGCCUGUCCAUAAUAUCAUCAUUCAAAGGGGUUUGGCGCCAAACUCUAACAAAGUUCCUAUUAAUAUCCAACCAAAGCCUAUUCAGAUGGGUCAGCAGACUGCUUACAAUGUGAAUAACUUGGGAAUACAGCAACAUCAUGUACAGCAAGGGAUUCCAUUUGCUUCUGCAAAUUCACCUCAAAGUUCAGUAGUUGGUCCUCAUAUGUCUGUUAAUAUUGUUAAUCAACAACAAAAUACAAGAAAAUCAGUUACUCCUCAGACAGUUAGCAAUGCUGGAGGUAGUAUUGUUAUCCAUUCUCCUAUGGGACAGCCUCAUGUACCUCAAAACCAGUUUCUCAUACCUACAAGUUUGUCUGUUAAUUCUAAUUCAGUUCAUCAUGUCCAGGCCAUAAAUGGACAACUUCUUCAGACUCAGCCUUCCCAGCUGGUUCCUGGCCAAGUGUCUGCUGAGCAUGUAAUGCUCAACAGGAACUCUACAAACAUGCUAAGAGCCAACCAGUCGUAUUCAGGACAGAUGCUGAAUAAUCAGAACACAGCUGUUCAGCUUGUUUCAGGCCAGACAUUCACAGCUCCUGGAAACCAAGUUAUAGUAAAUCAUGGAACUUCCCAAAUUGUCGGUGGACAGGUGCCACUGCAGCAGGCGUCACCAACGGUGUUGCAUUUGUCACCCAGCCAAGCUAACGUUUCUCAAGGCAGAUCGAGUUUUACCACCAUGUCACCUGGGCAGUCCACAGUCUCAAAUAUGUCAGCUUCUAAUCGAUUUGCUGCUGCGAGUUCUUCUGGUUCAGUGCACCCCAGCCUGGGAGCAUCAGUGCAGUCUGUCGCAUCGGGAGGGAACUUCACAGGGGAUCAGCUGGUCCAGAACCGAGCUCAAGUUGCCGUCAGUGCGUCGCAUCGUCUUCCAGCAUCCUCCUCCAAGUCUGUCAGCACCUUCAGUCACACGUCUGUGGGAGUAACACAACAACAGUUUGCCUUUGGUCAGAAAAAGGCUGUGAACCAGACAUCACCAGUUUCUGCAUCGAAGACACAGGACAGUUUGAGACAGCCUCAGCUAACAAGUCUUCUGAGCAACACACUAUCAGGACAGGACUCUGGAGGAAAAAUCAUACAACAAUCUCUAGGAACAGCACAGUCACAAGAAAAAGUGAUAGGAUCAUCAUCAGUUCAGCAGAGUAUACAGGUGGAUGGUCAUUUAGUUGGACAGAAAAGGCCUGCUGCUAAACAGUUAACUAAAGGAGCUUUUAUUCUGCAGCAAUUACAGAAGGAUCAGGUACAUGCUGUGACACCAGAUAAAAGUCGGUUCAGAUCAUUAAAUGACGCAGUUCAGAGACUCCUUUCAUACCAUGUGUGCCAGGGGUCGCUGCCAACAGAAGAUGAUUUAAGAAAAGUGGACAGUGAAUUUGAAUCGGUAGCUACACAGCUUCUGAAGAGGACGCAGGCUAUGCUGAACAAAUACAGAUGUUUGCUUAUAGAAGAUGCAAUGCGGAUAAAUCCCUCUGCAGAAAUGGUUAUGAUUGAUAGGAUGUUUAACCAGGAGGAAAGAGCAUCUCUGACCCGGGAUAAGCGUCUUGCACUUGUGGAUCCUGAUGGUUAUCAGGCCGAUUUUUGUUGUUCUGCCAAACAAUUUGAGAAAACAGCUGAAGAAGCACAGUCCAGCAAAAGUGACCAUCAGUCUAGCAAAACAUUACCUUCUCGAAGUCAGACUACCAAAACCCAAGCCAGAGACCGACCAAAAUCCAGCUCAGCAGAGUCCACAAAUCACAGUAAACUUCCUCUAGUGCCUAACAACAUUCUGACACCGCAAGAAGGAAAAGCUUCCUCUAAAAAAUCUGAGAGCCUCACUAAAGCUUUAAAGUUUGAAAAAGCUAAUUGUUCUUCUGAGAGCCAAUACUUGGCCCUUUCUGAAGAAAGGAUGAGUGGGAAAGAUCUUGCCAAGUCCACUGAGAAUUCUUCGAGUUCUGAAGACUUGUCAAAAAUUGUGUCAAGAGGCAGUCAAGGAACACACAAUAAAAUAUCAAGGAACACAGUUCAGUCUUUCUCAAAGGUAACGUGUAAUAACUCACUUCAAGACAAAACUCUGAGGAGCUCUCCAAAGAAUGAGGUUUUGCAUCCUGAUAACAGGAAAGGCUCUGGUGAACCCCAGCAAGACUUACUGCUCAGUAAGAGUUUAGAAACUACAUUUAAAAACAUCUUGGAACUUAAAAAAGCUGGGAGGCAGCCACAAAAUGAGGCGGCAAGUAGUGGCUCGGUUGAAUUAGAGUUCCCUAAUUUUUCACCUAUCGCUUCACAAGAGAACUGCCUGGAAAAAUUUAUUCCAGACCACAGUGAAAGUGUUGUAGAAACUGACUCUAUUUUAGAAGCAGCUGUAAAUAGUAUCUUAGAGUGUUAAUAGUUACAGUACCAUGGACAAGUUAUGUUUCUCUUAGCAGAAGCAAAUGUGAAUGACACCACAAGUACAGCCUGACAUGCAUUUAAGAUUAACCUUUCUAAACUAGAUUCUGUUCUGUGUUUGAGAGCAAUACUCAUUGUGGUUACAGUGAGAUAUCCAAGUAAAGUUAAUCCUUGUUAGAAUGCAGUCUGUUAGGGCCUUACUGUUUCAAGUAUUAUGAUAGUGCUUUUGAUAAUUGAGCAGUACUGCAAUGUAACAGAGUUGCAGGUUGUUAGGCCCUAUGUAAUACGGUAUAAUAUACUGACAAUCACAGUCAUUUGAAAGGAUAUAUUUAUUGAGAAAAUGUUUUUAAAGAGUGAUGGAAGCAACAAUUCUCCCCUACCCUUCUCUUCCACAAAUCGUCAAAAUUUUAGUUUUUCUGGAAAACCCACUGUACCUCUAUUCAGAAGUGAUUAUUUGCUUUGUUAGGAUUCUUAAGUUGGAAGGAAAUCAUCAGUGUGUUUACAAGGCUUCAUAAUUUAAACUUUAAGUGCUUUUCUAUUGCUUUCUGAGCAGAAACUAGUACUUGAUAUAUUUGUAGUGGGUAACUUUAGUCUGUGGGAUGAUAUUAUAUGAUCUUAGUCACAGUGGCAUGAUAUGAAGUAAUAAAUGCUUGACUAAGGAAGGUAGAAUGGAAGCCAGUAAAUAGCAAAGUGUACAGGAUGAGGCCAUGAUAGAGCCAUGAAUUUAUAUAUAUAAUACAUAUAUAUGUUAUCUCUUGAGGAAAAGAUUUUGCAUUUUAUAAUUGGAUGUAGUCAGCCUUGAGUCUUUCUGAAGUGGUA
Sturnus vulgaris (Common starling) is the source of this 7147-nucleotide messenger RNA. The record is from RefSeq and is a predicted model, not a curated record. Lineage: Eukaryota; Metazoa; Chordata; Aves; Passeriformes; Sturnidae.